AUGGGCCAGGAAAUACCGCACGGCCCACAGAAAUACAACCGAAAUAAUAAAGUAAUGGAAUAUUCCGGAAUUGUUCAUGUUAGCCAUUUUCCGGAGGUCAAAUCUGCAUGCCCGUUUGCAGCCGGUCUACUACUUGAAAUCACACAUCACUGGAAUUAUCCGGAUGGCUCUGUGCUAUACUGGUAA
Messenger RNA from Loa loa (African eye worm), 186 nucleotides. RefSeq lists its product as hypothetical. The record is from RefSeq and is a predicted model, not a curated record. The transcript has a single exon. Bases 1 to 186 code for a protein of 61 amino acids. Lineage: Eukaryota; Metazoa; Nematoda; Chromadorea; Rhabditida; Onchocercidae.